GUGUUUACUGUACAGUUUACACUACUCGCUUGUUGCUGUUGGUCCAACUUCUCAAUCUCAUUGUUCCUUCUCCGCACGUCUCCCACCUAAAAGCUGAUUCCGAAUCGGAAAAUAUCGAAUUCUGGUGCCGUUAAGUAAGAUUGAAGGCUAAAACGACGUCGCCGGGGAUUGCAAUGGCCGGCCGGGGAUCCACUAAUCGGGUCUAUUCCGGCCCCAGUUUCGGAUCUCGAGUUUCAUUUCUCAUGCUCUCAAUGUUUGCCGCUAUGGCUUCUCUUUAUGUCGCCGGCCGAUUGUGGCAGGACGCGGAGAGUAGGGUUUAUCUUAUUACGGAGCUAGACAGGAGAACGGGUCAGGGCCAUUCAUCGAUUUCUGUAGAUGAUACUUUGAAACUCAUUGCUUGCAGGGAACAACAGAAGAGGCUAGGUGCACUUCAUAUGGAGCUUGAAAAAGCUAAGCAAGAAGGUUUUGUGUCAAAUCGUGUCCCAGAUAAUAGUGGGAAUCAUUCAAAGAAAAAACUUCUGGCGGUUUUAGGGAUCAUUACAAAGUUUGACCGCAGGAAAAACAGAGAAGCAAUUCGUAGAGCUUGGAUGCCAACUGGCAGUGCUCUAAAAAAACUGGAGGAGGAAAAUGGUAUAGUUGUACGAUUCGUCAUAGGAAGAAGUGAAAAUCGUGGAGACCAUUCAGAUAGGGACAUUGAGGAUGAAAAUAGGCACACCAAUGACUUCAUUAUUCUUAAUGAUCAUGUGGAGUCCCCUGAAGAGCAAGCCAAGAAGACAAAGUUAUUCUUCAUUCAAGCUGUGGAGAACUGGGAAGCUGAGUUCUAUGCUAAGGUCAAUGAUGAUGUCUUUAUUAAUCUUGAUGCUGUUGGUGCGGUGCUCGCCAGUCAUAUGGAUAAGCCUCAUGCUUACAUUGGGUGUAUGAAGUCUGGGGAAGUUUUCUCUAAACCAGGGCACAAAUGGUAUGAACCAGAUUGGUGGAAAUUUGGUGAUGGAAAAUCGUAUAUCAGGCAUGCUUCAGGUGAAAUAUUUGCCAUAUCAAAGGCUUUAGCUCAGUUUAUUUCCAUCAACAGAUCAAUUCUUCGAAUAUACGCCCAUGAUGACGUGAGUGCUGGGUCCUGGUUCAUUGGACUUAAUGUUAAACAUGUUGAUGAAGCGAAAUUUUGCUGUUCAUCCUGGUCAUCAGGAUCUGUAUGUGGUGCUGUGUGAUUUAAUGUGCCUACACACUUCAAAGGUUACAUAUUAAAUGUCAAGGAAGAUAUGAAUUUACUCCAAUUCAUUCAUUACAAUGCAACUUAGAAGGUUACAAGCUCAUGGUAAGUUUUGAUUGUCAAACAAAACCCAUCGCGUAAAUAUUGAUAGAGGACAGGCAUUGGUCUAUGACGAGGCACAUCGAUUUGCAAAAACAACUUGGCCCCAGUUCUUGUGAAAAGACUUGAUCUUGGUUCAUUUGUAAAUGAAUUGUGAUACACUGAACUUAACCGAAGAGUUCAUGCAAAUGUAAUUUAACUUGUGAUGAAUGGAUAUGACUAUCACAGUGUCUUUACUGGUUUUCCCC
Molecule: messenger RNA, 1554 nt
Organism: Ipomoea triloba (trilobed morning glory)
Lineage: Eukaryota; Viridiplantae; Streptophyta; Magnoliopsida; Solanales; Convolvulaceae
Product: hydroxyproline O-galactosyltransferase HPGT1-like
Exons: 12
Coding region: 174-1205 (343 amino acids)
Cellular component (GO): Golgi membrane
Molecular function (GO): hexosyltransferase activity
Source: RefSeq, a predicted model, not a curated record